AUGAUGCACAGUACCGAAGAUAUCUCUGCCGCAGUUGCUGAUCGCAAGGCAGAACUCGCGGAUUGCCGUAGAACUCCGAAACUUAAAAAAGUCAAAGAUAACAUUCGAAAGCAAUGGAAAGGCUUGAAGACAAUUUUUCGAUCUUCGUCAUGUAGCGAUAUUGAGCUUCAAACAAUGACUAUUCCUAGAGCAACACCUAUCACUUCCAGUGAUUUCAAUAUAUGCGAUGACUGCGCGCAGUAUCUAAAACAUGAACAUGGAAGACGCAGCCUUAUCCGCCAACGCAUGAUCUUCCGCUCAAUUCAAGUUGGCAAUGAAUCUCCCAUUAUUCUCAAAGAGCUACUUCCUUGUGAAAGAUGUACACCGGCAGAAGACAUGAAAUAUCACAAGUUUGAAGCGACUGCACCGGAAAUAAUCAAAGUGAAGAAGAAGAUGUCUACUUUACCAAAGGAUGUGGAUUUGUUACAAGAAUUUUCCCGCAUCGAAGUGGAGAAGACACAAGGACAAUGUAUAAUUCGAAGCAAUAACUAUAAAAUAGAAAACCUUCACUUAUAA
This is a messenger RNA of Auanema sp. JU1783, 555 nucleotides long. The record is from the annotation of a GenBank genome assembly. Lineage: Eukaryota; Metazoa; Nematoda; Chromadorea; Rhabditida; Rhabditidae.